CUGUGAAUAUAAAUACCAGAUGUUGAAGAAGGAAACAGGUCUGCUUAACGAAAGCAGUGACAUGCAAUGGAUCCCACAUGUCAGCGUGUGAAGCUAAAUGAUGGUAACUUCAUGCCUGUAUUGGGAUUUGGUACCUAUGCACCUCCAGAGGUUCCAAGGAAUAGAGCUAUGGAGGUUGUCAAAUUAGCAAUAGAAGCUGGGUUCCGCCAUAUAGAUUCUGCUCAUUUAUACAAUAAUGAGGAGCAAGUUGGACUGGCCAUUAGAAGCAAGAUUGCAGAUGGCAGUGUGAAGAGAGAAGACAUAUUCUACACUUCAAAGCUUUGGUGCACUUUCCUUCGACCAGAGUUGGUCCAAUCAGCCUUGGAAAGCUCGCUGAAAAAACUUCAGUUGGACUAUGUUGACCUUUAUCUUAUUCAUUUCCCAGUGGCUCUCAAGCCAGGUGAGGACCUAAUACCAAAAGAUGAAAAUGGAAAAGUAAUAUUCGACACAGUGGAUCUCUGUGCCACAUGGGAGGCCAUGGAGAAGUGUAAGGACGCAGGAUUGGCCAAGUCCAUCGGGGUGUCCAACUUCAACCGCAGGCAGCUGGAGAUGAUCCUCAACAAGCCAGGGCUCAGGUACAAGCCCGUCUGCAACCAGGUGGAAUGUCAUCCCUAUCUCAACCAGAGUAAACUGCUGGAUUUCUGCAAGUCAAAAGACAUUGUUCUGGUUGCCUAUAGUGCUCUGGGAACCCAACGACUUGAACUAUGGAUGGACCUAAACUCCCCAGUUCUCUUGGAGGACCCAGUUCUUUGUGCCUUGGCAAAAAAGCACAAGCGAUCCCCAGCCCUGAUUGCCCUGCGCUACCAGCUGCAGCGUGGGGUUGUGGUCCUGGCCAAGAGCUACAAUGAGCAGCGGAUCAGAGAGAACGUGCAGGUUUUUGAAUUCCAGUUGACUUCAGAGGAUAUGAAAGUUCUAGAUGGCCUAAACAGAAAUUUUCGAUAUAUUGUCUUGGAUUUCUCUUUUAGAAAGAAGAAAGCACACAACAUAGAGCCUAAAAGGCGAGCCAUACUGACAGGAGGACCAACAAUCCAUGGCUUCCCUCUAGCUUCACAAGAAUUGGAGCUCCAGCAACCUGCAGAUGAAGCAUUCCUGUGGGGUAAUGCUUAGGGAGGUGGAGGACACCGUCCAGGAGAAGUAAUUAGAAGUCAGAUACGGGGAAGGCUAGGAGAAGGGAGUCUAGCACAUCUCUGCUUGGGAAAUACAGGCACAUGCUCUUUUGUCUAUUACAUCUUGUGCAUAAAAGGAAACUUCCCAUAUUAUUUUAAGGCUGAGAUCCAAGCCUUGACCUCUUAAGUGUGCCCAGUAUCAGCAGUGACCUUGCUGGGCUGUGGUGGAGGCAGGACAUCAAAGACAUCAUUGACUGGUCACAUUCUUCUGAUUAUCAGCUCCAUAUAGAGCAAAUACUAUGAGGCUCUAAAAAUAUACUAUUAAUUUGUUCUACUCAGUCUUUUGAAAUAUUUCAUACAUUUAAAAAGGCACACUUACUAAUAUAAAAUAUCCCAAAGCCAUAACAUGUCAUUGUCAAAUGAAUUUCAAAAUUGCAAAUAAUACAUCUAAUAAACUAUCAAAA
This is a messenger RNA of Cebus imitator (Panamanian white-faced capuchin), 1609 nucleotides long. It is a transcript of the gene AKR1C4, whose product is annotated as aldo-keto reductase family 1 member C4. The record is from RefSeq and is a predicted model, not a curated record. Gene Ontology annotation, biological process: daunorubicin metabolic process; progesterone metabolic process; prostaglandin metabolic process. The transcript is spliced from 9 exons. Gene Ontology annotation, molecular function: bile acid binding; aldose reductase (NADPH) activity; ketosteroid monooxygenase activity. Gene Ontology annotation, cellular component: cytosol. NCBI's taxonomy places the organism in Eukaryota, Metazoa, Chordata, Mammalia, Primates, Cebidae. Bases 67 to 1146 code for a protein of 359 amino acids.